GAGUUGGUUCUUCAGAAUCGCAGCCACACUCAACGCCCCCAAGCUGCUGCGGAUAGAUGAUAGCAAAACGGAUACCAUCCACUACUGUUCCUGCGGAUUUCUUGCUCUCACGACGCACGUUCGAGCACACUGGGUUGCUGCUCUAUGUUAGCCCGAGAUUCAAUACAUCACUGGCUCUAGGGCGCUCCUGGGCGAUUCUCUUUGUCGGUCCACCCUGAUCGUUUUACUAUGGCGCCUCCCUAUAAGCGAGUGUGGCCUGAGGAGACAGUCGCGUUCCGAAGCGUGCUCACGGCAGUUUGCUUUCCAUUCCAUUCCUUCUUUGCGCCCAUCUUUCCCCCUCGCUCGCUAGUACCAUCAGUACACGGUCUUUGGAAUGUCUUGGCAAUAAAAUGCAACGGCCGUGCUCGAGACGGCCGACAACCAGCAUUUCUAUAAUCUCAAUCUGGGCCCCUACCUGUGCGGGUCAGUCUCAAUGAUACCGUACUGGCCGCCACGCACACCAUCUCUGAGAGUGGAAAAUUCGCAGGCUGGCCGCACAGACUUUCAUGAUGGGCUGUCUUACGCUUCAGAUGUGGAAGUACUUCGAGGACCAUGGCGACGACACGCGCAACAUGAAGAUCUUCGUGUCCAUCCUCCGUUUCUUCAUGAGCCUGUUCCAAUCUGCGACCGAUUGCCUCUGAUCUCGGUCUGCAGCCAACUGAUGUACAACGCUUUCGUAUCGAGCUACGGGGAUAUCCUCCAUUGGAACAGAUAUGGGUGGACAUUCACUUACGAGCCGGCUUGGACUGCCCUCAUCGCUGCGCUGGCUCAAGGAUUCUUCCUGCAUCGAUGCUGGAUCGUGAGCAAGUCUAUCGGUAUUGGUCGUGGGCGGACUGGGAAUCAUGGUUUCACUCGCUGCGGGCAUCGCCUCGACUGCGGGUCUCGUUGCUCGUCCAUAUUACACGGAGACUUCAAUUGUCAUCGUCCAGGUCACGACAUGGCUGAUAGCCACUGCCAUCCCCGAUCUAGGCAUUUCCAUCGUUUUGAUCACCCAUCUGCGCAAGAUGAAGACUGGUUUCAAGAAGACGGCAAGACUUCGUUCUCCAUCUCGCGAUGCGCAAGAUCUCCGAUCCCUCCCCUUUCCCAGGAAAAGACGUUGUCCCGCGUGGUGCGGGUGACAUUCGAGACAGCCUUGAUCACUUCGCUCGUCGCCCUCGUUGAUCUGCUGCUUUACGUAAUCAUGGGAAAGCGAAACAGCAUCCAUCUUGCGUUCCAGCUCGUCGUCGGCAAGACAUACAACCAUUCUAUCAUGGUCACCCUCUUGUCCCAAACUCGGAUCCGGAGCGAACUCGACUCCAAUUUGCUGGGCCGGAUGGCUGACUCUGGCUCUGGCCAGACGAAGCCCCAUAAAAUCAAUACUGGUAUCACGGUCACCAGGACCCAGAUCCGGGUGGCCGAUCACUUGGACUAUUCCAUGCACUCCAUCAAGUCGAUGUCACCCUCGGAACGUGGCGAGGAAGAGAGAGACGCCAAUUCCGUCAAGGAUCGGAUCGCUUGA
This is a messenger RNA of Mycena citricolor, 1537 nucleotides long. NCBI's taxonomy places the organism in Eukaryota, Fungi, Basidiomycota, Agaricomycetes, Agaricales, Mycenaceae. The record is from the annotation of a GenBank genome assembly.